UCAAACUGACCAAGCCUCCUUUCUCCGGCCACCUGGAAGAGCCCAGAAUCUUCCACUGUGUGAUGCUGUGGCUCCUGUUGCUGUGUCUGCUCUGGGCAGGGUCCCUGGUUGAGACGGCGGAUUAUGAGCUCAUGGUGACCAGUCCAGUAACAGUACAGGAGGGUCUGUGCAUCUAUGUGUCCUGCCAAGCCCGUUUCCCCGCUUACAGUAGUCCUAUCUUUGGCUACUGGUUCCGGGAGAAGGCCGAUAUAAGCGGCGACUCUCCAGUGGCUGCAAAUGACCCAAAUCGACCAGUUCAGAAGGAAGCGCAAGGUCGAUUCCAUCUCAUGGGGGGCCGAGAUCCCCAUAACUGCUCCCUGGAGAUCAGAGACGUGAAGAGAAGUGACACAGGGAAGUACUUCUUCAGGGUGGAUGACGGUGACAAAGUGAAGUGGAGUUUUAAGGAUCCGAAGAAUUUGCUCUCUGUGACUGUGACAGCUCUGACUGAGACCCCUAACUUCCAAAUUAUGCCUACCCUGGUGUCUGGCACUUCCACCCAACUGAUCUGUUCUCUGCCCUGGGCUUGUGAGAGGGGAACAUCCCCCAUCUUCUCCUGGAUGGCAUCUGCCCUCACCUCCCUGGGCCCUGGGACCACCCUCUCCUCAGAGUUGACGCUCACACCCCAGCCCCAGGACCACGGCACUAACAUCACCUGUCAGGUGACCUUCCCUGGUGUUGGUGUCACUGUGGAGAGGACUGAACAACUCAAUGUCACCUAUGCUCCACAGAAGCUGACCAUCAGGGUGUCCCGGGGAGAGAACACAGAACCUGAAACCCUGCACAGUGGCUCAUCUCUGCAUAUCCAAGAGGGUGAGUCCCUGCGCCUGGUCUGUGCUGCGGACAGCAACCCCCCUGCCAUGCUGAACUGGGAGCAACAGACCCAGAAGCACAUCCAGCUCUCCAAUGAGGAACUACAGCUGCCGAGGGUGGAGUUGGAGGACCAUGGAAAAUAUAUCUGUCGAGCUCAGAACAGUCUAGGCGCUCAGGUGGCCUCUCUGAGCCUCAUCGUAAGGAGCCUUCUACAGCUGCUGGCACCCUCCUGCUCCUGGGAAGCUGAGGGUCUCCACUGCAGCUGCUCCUCCAGAGCCUGGCCCGCCCCCUCCCUGCGCUGGUGGCUGGGGGAGGGGCUGCUCGAGAGGAACAGCAGCAACAACUCCUUCCAGGUCACCUCCAGCUCCUCAGGACCGUGGGCCAACAGCUCCCUGAUCCUCAGCAAGGAGUUCAGCGCUGGUCACAGACUCCGUUGUGAAGCUUGGAACGACAAUGAGGUUCAGAGUGCCACUAUGUUGCUGCUGCCAAGUCAAGAGGUCACAAAGGACAAACCAGAACCCAGUGUAGGAGUGCUCCAAGGGGCCGUGGGAGGAGCUGGUCUCAUGGCUGUCUGCCUCUGCCUCGUCUUCUUCAUCGUGAAGCUCCUCAGAAAGAAAUCAGCCCUGAAAGUAGCAAGCGUCGAAGGCAAUCCUGCUGGGAGCCCUGUCUCAAGCAUGAUUUCUGCUGGCAUUUUGGGUCACCUGAAUGCAUCAGGGUCACAAAACCAGAAAGAUCGGCCACCUUUUGUCACAGUCCUACACACUCUAGCGGAUGAGCCUGAACUUCACUAUGCCUCCCUCUCCUUCCAUAACCUGAAGCCCAGGCAGCCUCAGAACACGGAGACCAUCAAGUCUGAUUACACCGAGAUCAAGAUCCGCAAGUGCUGACACUCACUCCUUGCCCCAGGUGUCCCAGCACUGCCUGGAGUCCCAGGACGGCAUGGCUGAGGACAGCAUAAGUUAGGGGCAGAUUGUGAUUAUCAGUGGCUUUCUAAGGCAAGGGUUAUGAAGGGGCAGGAGGGAGUCUUAGGAGGAAUGAAGGUCACAGGGUUCCUGGGUUCAAGUCCAGAUUUAGUGUUAUUCCCACAGAAGCUGCCCUUCCUCAUGUGGCCUCUCUUCCUUCUCUGUAAAGUGGGGUCAUAUUCAUAAGGUGUGACAAGGAGAAAAUGCAAUGUUUAUUAUUAAUUGUAUUGCUUUAUGUUGCCUUGGCAGUGGGAGAAAAU
Microtus ochrogaster (prairie vole) is the source of this 2071-nucleotide messenger RNA. Its product is annotated as sialic acid-binding Ig-like lectin 5. The record is from RefSeq and is a predicted model, not a curated record. Gene Ontology annotation, biological process: cell adhesion. Lineage: Eukaryota; Metazoa; Chordata; Mammalia; Rodentia; Cricetidae. Gene Ontology annotation, molecular function: sialic acid binding. Gene Ontology annotation, cellular component: plasma membrane.